Molecule: messenger RNA, 609 nt
Organism: Caenorhabditis bovis
Lineage: Eukaryota; Metazoa; Nematoda; Chromadorea; Rhabditida; Rhabditidae
Source: the annotation of a GenBank genome assembly
AUGCUGCACGCUUCUGUAUUUCUUUUGUUGUUCGCGCGAAUCGCGGCGGGACCCAUUUCUGGCGGGUUUGUCGACGAGGCGGUCAGAGUUGACUGCUUCCCCGAACCUGGAGCAACUCAAGAUGCAUGUACAUCGAGAGGUUGUAUUUGGGAUGAGGCAUCGUCAAAAGCCCCCGCCAAAACGCCAUGGUGUUACUAUCCAACUGAAAGCGGAUACACAAUUCAAACAAGAAAUGAGCGUGGAAUUGUAUUAAAGUCGAAAACCCCAAAUCCAUACGGGACCAACAUCUCACCGCUAGACGUUCGAUACCGCAAGAACGGUGCCACUCUGCUCGUCACUAUUGGAAAUGACGAUCGCUAUGUGCCGCCGGUGAAUCUACCGCAAGCCGCUUCCACUUCUUCCGAAUCAUUGAACUUUGAUUUCGGCACAAUCGGCACCAGCGAUAUCUUCUAUUUUACCGUGAAGCGGGCCAGCACUGGAGUUUCGCUGUGGGACACAAGCAUCGGAGGAAUGCAGUUCGCUGACAAAUUCAUUCAAAUCGCCACCUACUUGCCGUCGAAGAAUGUCUACGGAUUCGGAGAUCACGUCCAUAAAAGGAUGAAGGUAUGA